AUGGUGAACGGUCAGUGUGUGCUUUGUGAUCUGGGGAAACCUCCAUUUCUACACCAUGUCUAUCACAAUAACAACUAUUUGCAACUUUGCACAUCUUGUUUACUCAACGUGUAUCGUGGAGCCUAUUGUCCAAUUUGUUUCCAAGUCUAUGAACCAGAAAAUCCCAACCCCUCUUCAGAUCUAGUCAAUUGCUAUUGCUGCCCGGCAAUCACUCAUCUCUCCUGCAUUAAUUCUGGAGCAGCCGCAACCUCAACCUCCAUCUCUAUAACCAUCCGGGGGGUCCCAUACAUAUGCCGUUCUUGUGCUGAUCCAAAUUUCAAUUUUUUCAAUCUUGGUGCAGAUGAGAAAACUAAAAUGUUAAUGAUUGAUCAGCAUUUCGCAAAUCAGCUGAUAGCUGCAUCGGUGAUUUCUGAGCGGACGAUGAAGGAGGCUGCUGAAUUACACAGGCGUUGGGCUGAGAUGAAGGCUGAGGAGGCUUUGCAGGCUCGAAAGGAAGCGAAGCUAGCUAUAGAAUUCUUGGCACAGAUGAUUUCCCAGUUCAAUGUGUCAAAUAAUAGUGAAGAUGCACCAAUUAUCUCAAUUUCAAGUUCAUCUUCUGAGUUCAAUGAGUCAGAUAAUAGCGUAGAUGCACCAAUUUACACAAUUUCAAGUUCGUCUUCUCAGUUCAAUGAGUCAGAUAGUAGUGUAAAUGGACCAAGUGAGUCAAUUCCAAGUUCAUCACAUAGCAGAGAAAGUAAAAACCGAAGAUCGGACUAG
This is a messenger RNA of Coffea arabica (coffee), 756 nucleotides long. NCBI's taxonomy places the organism in Eukaryota, Viridiplantae, Streptophyta, Magnoliopsida, Gentianales, Rubiaceae. The record is from RefSeq and is a predicted model, not a curated record.